Molecule: messenger RNA, 2195 nt
Organism: Orbicella faveolata
Lineage: Eukaryota; Metazoa; Cnidaria; Anthozoa; Scleractinia; Merulinidae
Product: neuronal membrane glycoprotein M6-a-like
Biological process (GO): neuron projection development
Cellular component (GO): plasma membrane
Source: RefSeq, a predicted model, not a curated record
UGUUCUCUACCCGAUAAAGAGUAAAGCAACUCCAGGUUUAAAUGAUAACGAAAAUAGUCAACGAGAUUUCGACAACAACCGUCACGGUAAUACCGAAUGCUGCAAAAUGGUCAACGUUAUAAGUUUCUUUGAUUUCAAACUUUUUCAAUUUUUUCACUUUUUCUUUCAAGCUUUUUUUUUAUCCAAAGAUAUCCAUGACGUCACACGAGCUUGAUUGAUUGGCAGGUAACAAUCAAGCGUAGUUAACAGGUGCCCCCCAGUUACCUCUCGCCAAACGAGGGGCGAAACAAACCGUUUUCCUCGCUGGGGUAUUGAGAUAUUCCGCGAAAUAGAAAGAUUUAUUACAUGCAAUCCCUUGAAACUGUAUAGCAAUGUGUUGCGGAAGGAUCUGCCGCAAGCUGUGCCUGGCUUUUAAGAAGUUGAUAGUGAGAUUUCUAGCGCAUCGCGCAGGGUUCCAGAAGAACCAUUUAUUAUGCUGUCGAAGAUGCAAUGCAUGUUGUGGUUCCUGUAACAGGUGCUGUUGUAUUUGUUUGUCACGUGUCCCUGUUGCUUCGCUGAUCGCUUCGUUUGUUUUGGGGCUCGGUUUCACUGGAUUUGCUCUCGGGCUCAGUGAAGGAGUCAACAACCUUAACAAAUGGCUCAAAAUGGAUAUUGUGGAAUUGGCCUCUCUCGGAAUCAUGCUUCUUGGAAUAUUUUUUGGCGGCUUAUCGGGACUGGCACUGUUACAUGGUUUUGCAGCUACAGGACGAACGAGGUUCAACUGCUGCGGCGGCUACAAAAGACGCCUUCUUGGGCGUUGCUGUAUUGGUUUUCUCUUCGGUUGGCAUUAUCUCAUGUUCUUCCUGUGGAUGUUUAUUGCUCCAAUUCUGAUUAUUCCACUGAUUUUCAUGGGAAUUUUCUUUGGAAUUUGUCAAGUACAAGUCGUCAAACAACUCGGAAAGACGUGCAUUAAAUUCAGUGAAUAUGGUUUGGAUGACAUUGUCAAUACAGAAGAAGUUUGUGGCGAUGAGUUGCUUGUAUUCUGCGAAGCGAUGACAGGUGCCACUCCUUAUUUUGCCGCAGCAUUUGUUGGUGGACUCUUCAUUGUCGUUGGCAUGUUUCACAUGAUGUUCGUAUUGACAGCAAACUACGCCCACAUACAUGACCACAGAACACGACCCAAGGCGUCAGAAUGUUCCACAUGCCGGACAUGUUGUACUGUCAAGGACCCGGGCCGUUAUGAAGAGUGCUUCCCUGAGCCCCCGGUGGAAGAGGUGCAAUUAGCCAUGGAAGAAAAAUUGAAGCUGAACGCAGGGGACCCUGAAGGAGGCGCACAUCCCCACCACCACCCCCACUGGGAAUACGUGUACGAUUAUGAAAAAGCUCCAGCGAUGCCUGGCAAAAAGUACUAAUCGCUGUUCUAGUUGAUAAAAGGAUUUUGUUUCGCUGCAGGUAAGCAGUGUAAAACCGAUGGCGAGAAGGACACGCUACUUUUGGAAAUUUGUGAAAUUCAGUCUGGAGAGUUUGACAAUAUUUACUUCAAGCGUUAACCGGCACAAACGCAUCAAAUCGAGGCCAGUUCCAUCAAGUUUCAUCAAAGCUAGUUCGAAAGUAGAAGCGCUCAGUUCUGUAACUGGUUCAGCCUUUUUUUACGACAUGCGGCUGUAACCAAUCAGGAUUAAGAUAAAAUACCAAUCAUAAUUGUUUUGUAUGGACCACACCAUGGCCCGCCCUCUUCGCUGAUUGCAUGUUUUUUUUUAUGCUGAUUAUCGAUUGGUUAAUCACGCUAUGUUUGCAGCUCGUCUGUCAACUGAUUGUGUUCAGUAUUAAGACAGUAGUCACGUUACAACCCAAUAGUAUUGCUUUUUGCAUGGGUUGAGUCUUGCACCCUCCUUCCCAAAAACUGACCAUUAUAUACCUCCAGCUUAGGAAAUAGACCAACGGCUGCCAUACGGCGCGAUUUUUAGUAUCAUUAUACGAAGUACCUUUCGCGGUGUUUCGUUAUCCGGCAAAACAGAAAGUACGAGAAACUGUUGAAGCGAACGAUUAUUUUUAAAUUUUUGGUGCGAGAAAUGUAAUGCUUUAUGUAUUAGCCAAGAUUAAAUAAUAAAGCUCACAUAAUUCUUACUUAAUAAUUGUAAAUAGUGAUUUUUAGAACAUUCUUGAAAUAAACGGAGACUGCGAGUAUAGUUCCUCGAUUCAUUCGUGGAUUACAA